Aethina tumida (small hive beetle) is the source of this 3303-nucleotide messenger RNA. Its product is annotated as XK-related protein 4-like. Lineage: Eukaryota; Metazoa; Arthropoda; Insecta; Coleoptera; Nitidulidae. Gene Ontology annotation, cellular component: plasma membrane. Gene Ontology annotation, biological process: apoptotic process involved in development; phosphatidylserine exposure on apoptotic cell surface; engulfment of apoptotic cell. Bases 301 to 1506 code for a protein of 401 amino acids. The transcript has 3 exons. The record is from RefSeq and is a predicted model, not a curated record.
CGAGUGUGUCUGUCAUUGACAUAUGGUAGGUUAAAAAUAAAUUCCCUGCUGCGUUUGUCAGAAAAAAUCAAAUAUUAUGUAUAAGUAUAUAUAUAUAAGCAUGUAUUUAUAUUCUCAUGACAAGAUCUGAUGAGCCUGAAAACGUGGGGACUAAAUUAAGAUGUAUAUAAUAAUAUCUCGAAUAUAUUAGUGGUUAAUGGAUAGUUGGUGUGACAACUUCUUCAAAUGAAUCUCACAAAUGAGGUAACACAAUGGAAAUUUAUUGCCAAUUUUAGAAGUUGAGUGAUAAUUAAGUGCCAAAUGUCUAGUGAAAUGACUAUUUUAUACCAAACAAAAAUGCGUAAUGUAGCCAGAGAUGAGAUUGAUCGAAUACCUUCAAAAGACAGAGCAACAUACUGGGAUAUAGUUGGUUUUGUUAUAUCCAUAGCAAGCCACUUAAUUGAUGUGAUUUUUGAUGUUAAUUUGGCUUACAGAUAUUACAUUGCAAGUAAUUUAGGAUACUUUUUUACCACACUAGCCUUUAUUCUUAUACCAGCUUUCAUUAACACUGCCUUCAGCAUUCGAAUGUAUGUAUUAGAUAAUGAGAACAAGAACAGACACCAUACUUUAACCAAGAGAUUUACAAGACAAAGUGUAUGUUAUAUCAUUGUCUUGUUAUUUCAACUGGCACCAGUUUUACGAUAUUUUGAUGCCUUGAAGUAUGCUUGGAAAUCUAAGAAAGCUGAAUUGGCCAAAGAUGCAGAGAAUCAAAGGAAAUAUUAUGAGUUGAUGGUCAAGGAAGAUUCAGAUGUGGCCCUAUUGAGAGUUCUAGAGUGUUUUUUAGAAGCAGCUCCCCAACAGAUACUACAAUUGACAAUCAUAUUUAUUAGUCAUGGAAUGAAUCCAACUGGAACACUUAAUAUAAUCCAUCAGUAUCUUUCAAUUGGAAGUUCAUUUGCUAGCAUGGCUUGGUCUAUGGCAUCUUACCAAAGACUGUUGAGAGUCUCUUUAAAAAAUAAAAAUAACAUUUCUUGGAAGGGCACAAUAGUUCAAUUUCUGUGGCAUUGUCUUGUAACAGUGUCAAGGAUAUUGUGCAUCAGUGUCAUUGCAUCAGUAUAUCCUGUCUACACAAUUCUGGUUAUCAUUGUACAUUGGUUUGUGAUGACUCUGUGGCUGUGCUCAAGUCAGCCAAGCAACUUUUGUGGCCACAACAAGCUGUACGAUUUUCUGUUUUUCACUAUCUUCGGAGCCGUGAAUGUUUUCACCCAUGUGGUUCUAGUGGAUGGUCCAACAUUCUGUAAAUACACAAUAUUCUAUUUAUUGUUGUUUGCAGAAAACACCAUGGCAACCGUAAUUUGGAUUUUAAGCGCGGAUGACGAGUUAAGAAAUACAGAAUAUUUCCAACCAAUUAUUUAUGCAAACGUUAUACCUUAUUUAGUGGGGAUUGCUUUCAUGAUUUUGUAUUACAAAUUCUUUCACCCAACAACAAGUUGCAAACCCCCACCUCCUGAAGUUGCAAAUAGUUAACAUGGAUAGGAAAAUUUUAGGUAAUUUUAAAAUAUGUGAUAGAUUGGGCCUUUAGAAGUACUUAUUCCUUUGGCAAUCUCAUUUAUGUAAUCUACUUUGGAGAGGACAUUAAUUUUUAAAGGGUUUUUUUGUCAUUUGUAUAUUAUAUAUAUAUUUAAAAAAAAAACUUGCAUGGUUGAAGUGUAAAUUUGCGUAUGAAAUGGAUGAAUGUAAUACUUUUUGAAGUUUGUUAGUAUUGUGUAUUGAAUAUUUUUUAUUUGUAGCACAAUUUAAGAUAUACAUAAUGACUUUUGGAAAGAACUAAACUUUUUAAUAAUUGUGGAUAUUAUUUGGUUAACAAAAGUAUCAUUAUCAAGUAUGCUGAAUUUCAUCUAUAUACAUUUUUUAAUGUCUAUUCUGAUUGAAUAAGUAAAUGAGUUGAUUGGCACAUAAAUUGUAUGAUAUUAGUCAGAUGGUAUGGGCAAUUAUUAAUUUGCUAUGCUCUCUAACUAUUAUCAGACAGUUCAUGUGUUACUUGACUCAUUAAAAUAUUUUCUAUGUUGUUGACUUCUGAUUAUAUAAAUUACACCCAAAUAUAAAAUUAUUGUCCUCCUGUUCAUUCGUCAGACAAAAAGUAUAUCAUAGUUAAAAUACUCAGUACGUUUUUGUUUUCCUUAUAUGAAUCUAUUUUUAAUUAUAUUGAAAAACUACUUUCUGUUACCAUGAAAGCUAUUUAUUUGUACUUUUAAGAAAUUGGUACAUGACAAUAAUUUUUUUUCAUAUUCUCUUAUUUAUCUAAAUAAGUAAGCACAUAUGGAUUGUUUUAGGUACCAUAAAUUCUGUUAGUAUCGAAUUCAGUGAAACUAAAAUUUUAUUUUAUAAAUUUGUACUAGUUUUUAUUUAAAAAAUGCCAUUAAAAACUUGUAUAUAAUUACAAAUGUUUACAUCGAUUUUAUUCAUAAAGUAACUGAGAAACUUACUUCAAUUUAAUUUAUUUAUUUAGAAAACGUUUUCUCUUAAAUGUUCUGAAUCUCAAGCGAAUAAUUAUUACCUUUUUAACUAUCAUGAACACUACCAAAAGAUAUAAAAGGCUGUUUGGUGUCUUAAAUAUACAAUUUUGUAUGUGAAUUUUUCUAUAAUUAUACAAUAUCCAAAAAUAAAUGUACUCAAAAAUAUCAGUGCUUAAAAUCUCAACAAAUACGAGAUCUGUAUGCAAAUAUGUUGGUUGAUAUUUUAAGCAGUUCUAAAUAGUGCAAUAAUGUGAUAUUCCUUUUAUGUAAAUCAAAAUUUCAAUGACCGUUUUUAUGAAAAAACCCACAUGUUCUUUUUGUGGAUCAAAUUUAGAGUUAGUCAUUGCAAUUUUGAAUAUAUUCCUGAACAUGUUUCCCAUGAUAUUAUAUUACAAUUCAUUAAUUAAUUUAUUUAAAAGUGAUUAAAAUAUUCAUUCAAAUAGUUAGGUAGCAAAUAUUUAUUUAUUGUAAUUAUUAAUUUUACCUGGUGAUAACAUAAUUUAAAUAUUUAUCAAGAAUUGUUGAAGACUGACAUAUGAAAUUCAGUUAUCUAAAUGACAAUAGUAACUGCAUAAUUAUAUGCAAAUCGUCAUAGGCUAUCAUUAUAUAAAUCAUGUUCAUUUUCAAUUAUAAAUUUGUUUUCCUUAACUAUGCUUUAAAUUGAAAUUGUAUUACAGAUUGUGUAGAAAUCUCAUAAACCCUUUGUAAAACCAACGUACUUCCUAGUCUUUUUGAUCUAAAAUAUUAUGCUCAAAAUUAAUGUAAUGUCCUAUGAUAUACAAAAUUUUUAAAUAAAUUUUAAUACUAA